AUGGCCCGACGGAAGACGGCUUUGCUGUGUGCUAUUGUAUUACUAUUUGUUGGUACCGCAGACGCUGCCCUUUCAGGGCUUUAUAUAGAUAAUGGUGUCGAUCAGACAGUGAUACAUCAUUCCAUGACGCGACAUGAACGACAAGUUGUUGAACAUGAAAUAUUGGAGCUGUUGGGUUUGGGUGAGAGACCGAGGCGAUCACAAGCACCGCCUUUGGAUCGUUCGGCGCCGAGCUUCUUGCUAGACGUUUACAAACAAAUAGCCGAGGAACAUGAACAGGCUCGCCCAACUCGUAGUUCUGAAAUGGCCCUUAGUGGAGAAGAACAGCACGCCAUCGAUGAAAGUGAUCUGAUAAUGACAUUCCAAAGCAAAAAGCAUCACCUGGGUGCAUUACGACAUGGUCACGGUCGCCACGUCUGGUUCGAUGUCGCCAGCGCGCCAGGAGACGCAUCGUCCCUUCUCACUGCAGAACUACGUUUGCAUCAGGCAGCUACUCACACGGUUGAUCCAACAGCUCUGUAUUCAGUGGUAGCACAUCGAGUUAUCAGUGUCGAUAAUCUAGGAGGAAUUGAAAUGGAACGUAUUGCAGCAGUCAAUACUAGCGCCGGAGCUGAGGGCUGGUUAGAAUUAAAUGUUACAGGAGCAUUGGCAACGUGGCUAAACGCUCCCGUCGAUAAUCGCGGCUUCUUUAUUACUUUGCACCCGCAUUCGCAACCAGAACGUCAUGUAAAACCAGAAGAGAUUGGACUAGAUGAAGCUCACGGUGGUACUUUAGAGGGCAAGCAACCUUUCAUGGUAGCAUUUUUCAAGAAUGGUCCAAAACUUGGCAAUUCUGAUGCUGGAGCGCGUAGAAAACGUGAAGCACGACGCUGGCGCAAUAACGGCUAUUCAGAAAACUAUUUGAGAAACCCUUUAACAGAUACAUCGCACUGGACGACCAGAAGCUGUGAAAUACAAACACUUUACGUCAGCUUUAAGGACUUAGAAUGGCAGGAUUGGAUCAUCGCACCUGAUGGCUAUGGGGCAUUUUAUUGUAGCGGUGAAUGCAAUUUCCCACUGAACGCGCAUAAAAAUGCCACAAAUCAUGCUAUUGUACAAACGUUGGUCCAUCUUUUAAAUCCAACUCAGGUACCGAAGCCAUCAUGUGCUCCAAUCAAACUUUCUCCAAUCUCAGUUCUAUACUACACCGAUGAUUCCAACGUGAUUUUAAGGAAAUAUAAGAACAUGGUCGUUAAAAGUUGUGGGUGUCAU
Brenthis ino (lesser marbled fritillary) is the source of this 1251-nucleotide messenger RNA. Lineage: Eukaryota; Metazoa; Arthropoda; Insecta; Lepidoptera; Nymphalidae. The record is from the annotation of a GenBank genome assembly.